GGAAGGACUUAUGGUGUGUGUGAAGGCAGAGACUGCUCAGUAUGUCAGUGUUUUCCUGCCAAAGGGGCUCAGGGCACUCCAGGAAAGAUUGGACUACUAGGUCCCCGUGGACCAAUGGGACCACAUGGAAAUAUUGGGCCUCAUGGAGAGAAAGGCAGAAGGGGAGCAAUUGGAUUACAUGGAUCAGAGGGUCCAAAAGGAGAUCAUGGUGCAACAGGUGCUUCUGGUUUUGAUGGUCAUGAUGGAUCACUGGGUCACCCUGGUGCAGGUGGUGAGCCUGGUUUGCCCGGAUUGGAUGGUUGUAAUGGAACUAGAGGUCAAACAGGAGAUUCUGGCUUGCCUGGUUUGGAUGGUCUGCGCGGGCCACCUGGAUUACCUGGCGCUAAAGGAACAAAAGGACCGCCUGUGUGUUGUACCAGCCUUCCUGGUCCUCCUGGGGAACGUGGGAGAGAUGGAGAUCGCGGUCCGUUUGGAAGAACAGGAGAUAUUGGGCGUCAAGGCUGUACAGGACCUCCUGGCCCUACUGGGAAUGAGGGCAUGGAGGGACCUAAGGGUGUAAGAGGACCGCCUGGAGACCCAGGUGGGUCACGAGCCGGUGAGAAAGGUGACGAUGGAGAGCAGGGUCCACCAGGACUUGGAGAAACUGAAGAAUCCCCCCAAGACUUUCUACCCCCAAAAGGCUACAAGGGAGACCGAGGUCCUCCCGGAUGUUGUGGGCCAAAGGGUAAACGUGGUGGGAGUGGAAACAAUUCCAGUCAACCAAUGAAAGGGGAACAAGGAAUUCUGGGAUUUCCAGGAGAGAGAGGUGCUCAAGGACUUCCUGGUAGUCCUGGCCCACCAGGAUCAGAGGGUAUGCAUGGAGAAAAAGGACUCCCGGGCCUUAUUGGAAGACCUGGGGAAAAGGGUUAUCCAGGAGUUCCAGGUCCCCCUGCAAAAAUGCCAUUUUACUUAAAAGGCCCUAAAGGUAACAGAGGAUAUCCAGGAUCACCUGGAAUGUCAGGUGACCCUGGUCCUUGCGGCAUGCGUGGGCCUCCAGGGCCACCAGGGAUAACAGUACAAGGGCUACCAGGUCUGCCAGGGCCAACUGGUGAAAAAGGCUUCAAGGGAGAGAGAGGAAAAUAUGAUGAACAUGAAAUCAGUCUGCAUUCAGGGCCCAAGGGUGCAAAAGGACUCACAGGAGCUAAAGGUGUCAGAGGCCCUCCAGGUCCUCCAGGCUAUUACUGUGAGCCUGGUGACCCUGGGGAACCUGGCGAUCAUGGACCCAAGGGAUCACGUGGAGUCAAAGGGCUCAGAGGAAUUAAAGGUUGUCCAGGUGAAUGUGAAAGUAAGUCUUGUAAGGGGAACUUAGGACCCCCUGGUCCACCUGGUUAUCCAGGUCCUCCAGGAUUACAGGGACAUCAGGGACCUCCAGGAGACCCAGGACCCAGUGGAGAUAGAGGUGUAAGAGGCCCACAAGGAGAUGAAGGAUCAAGGGGACAAAAGGGUCUCAAGGGUGAUUCUUUGAUGGUUGGUGUUAAAGGUGCUAAGGGUGAUCAAGGAGAACCUGGAUUUCCUGGUCCGCGUGGCAGGGCUGGCAUGCCCGGUCAGGAUGGUACACGUGGUUGUGUGGGAGACCCUGGACCACCGGGUACAGGAAAUCCAGGUCCUAAAGGUUACCCAGGGCAUCCAGGAACCAAAGGCAUUCCAGGUCCUUCAGGUACCCCAGGUUCAGGUUAUCCAGGACCUGUGGGGACACCUGGACCUCCAGGAACUCAGGGACCUCCAGGCACCCCAGGAAUCCCUGGACGACCUGGCCCCCAAGGUGACCCCGUGAAGUCAUGCCCAUCAGGUCCUCCAGGUUCACCGGGGAUUCCAGGUGAACCAGGAAUAAAUGGAUUUCCUGGAACCCGAGGGCAUCAAGGCCCUAAAGGCAUGAAAGGAGAUGACGGUGGGUCUGGGGGGACUGGACAGCCAGGUGAUCCUGGUACCAGAGGAUUUAGUCUUGAUGGUCAUGCAGGCUCUCCUGGGAUACCUGGACUCCCAGGUAGGAAAGGUGACCCAGGAGAUGCCCUUUCUGCCAGGCCAGGUGGACCUGGCCUACCAGGCCCUCGUGGGGCCAUGGGGAAAAGAGGAAUCCCUGGUCUUCCAGGAUAUCCAGGAUGGCCGGGAAAACAAGGUCCACCUGGAUCACCAGGUCUCAAAGGAGAGCCAGGAUUCACCGGCGACACUGGAGCACCUGGUCCCCCAGGUCCACCAUGUUAUUAUUGUGAGAUACCACAUCCAGGACAUCCAGGAAGACCUGGACUGAUGGGAUCACCAGGCUACCCUGGUCAAAAGGGUGAUAAGGGUAAUAUAGGUCCACCUGGCUAUGGUGCGAAGGGUCCACAGGGUCUUCCUGGUCCUCCUGGCGAUCCAGGUCCGGCUGGACGAAAAGGUACAUAUGGCCCUCAAGGUGAUCCUGGCACUGAUGGUCUACCAGGUCAGAAAGGUGAAAGAGGGUGUCCUGGUAGGACUAGAAAUGUUCCAGGACCUUCCGGACCCCCAGGACUGAAAGGUGAACAGGGAAAGAGAGGUUACCCUGGAGGUGCAGGAGACCAAGGACUGCCUGGUCAGAAGGGUUUACGUGGACCUCCUGGAAUACCAGGACCAUCAAGCAAUGACAGCAUUAUUAAAGGCCAAGCAGGACCAUCAGGAAAGAAAGGGCGACCAGGACAGCAAGGACUUGAAGGCAAAAAAGGUGCAAAAGGCAUGCCAGGUGAUAUAGGGCCUGAUGGACAGCCCGGCCCACCAGGAAUUAAGGGUGUUGCUGGUAAACCAGGCAGAACAGGAACAACAGGACCUCCUGGGAAUUCUGGAAUAAAAGGCUUUCCUGGCCCAAGAGGAUUUCCAGGGCUUGUUGGAGAGCCGGGGGACCCUGGCUCCAUGGGACUUGUAGGCAUCCCUGGGCUUCCAGGAUUCCCUGGUGUGAAAGGUGCUAAAGGACAGUUUCAUGGGAAGCCUGGCCCAUCUGGACCCAAAGGAUUACCAGGGGAGGUUGGGCCCUGUUCACUUAGGGGAAGUCCAGGAGAUCCAGGUGAACCAGGAAUCAGGGGAAGGUCAGGGCGACCUGGAGAACCUGGUAUUCCCGGGGAUUCAGGAAGACAAGGCAGACCAGGAAAUCCUGGGCCCUACGGUCCAUCAGGUCCUCCAGGUCAUUCAGGUCCUCAAGGUGACCAGGGAGGCAUGGGAAAACCAGGUCCUCCUGGCCAACGUGGACCUAAAGGGUCUCCUGGGCCACAAGGUCUGCAUGGGCUAGAUGGAUUAAACGGCCGAAAAGGAACAAAGGGAGCAAAAAGCACAGAUAUUCCUGGCCCACCUGGACGAUCCGGUUUUCCAGGAGCCAAAGGUGUUACGGGCUGCGUUGGACAUCCAGGAGCCACACUUCCCGGACUGAAAGGCUCAAGAGGGCCUCGUGGUAACACAGGUUCUCCAGGCCUGCCAGGAGAACCUGGUUACCCUGGCAAACAUUGCCAAACACCUCUUCAAGGACCCUUUGGUGAUCAAGGAUAUGAAGGGCCUCAGGGACCCUCAGGUCCACCUGGUCCGCCUGGUCCACCUGGGCCAAUGGGCCGCAGCCCUAAAGGAGACCCAGGAGAACCUGGUCUUCCGGGUUGUAAAGGAAUUAAGGGCCUUCAAGGACCUCCUGGCCCUCAGAACUGUAACAGUUUGAAUGGAUCAAAGGGUGAGAGAGGUCCUGAUGGUCCAACGGGUCCUAUAGGGUUCAAAGGUCAAAGAGGUGUUCCUGGGCCUCAAGGCUGCAAGGGGGAAACUGGCCCAAAUGGAACUGUAGGUAGAAAAGGUGAACCUGGUGAUCCGCUUGGAUGUUUUCAUUGUCCUCAUGGACCUCCAGGGCCAAAGGGACACUCGGGUUUAAGUGGAUUUCCUGGGAUCAUUGGACCAUGUGGACCACCUGGGCAAAAAGGAGAAAAAGGUGCAAAUGGGUCUGUGGGCCCAACUGGCAGAACUGGUCUGCCUGGUCUUAAUGGUCAAGCUGGUGACCCAGGGGAUGUUGGUGUGCCAGGAUUCAUCGGGGCUGAAGGUACUCCAGGCCCUCCUGGCGAUCCAGGUGCACCAGGCUCUGGACAGCCACUGAGGUCUGGCUUCCUUUUAGUCAUCCACAGCCAGUCAGUGAAGGUGCCACCAUGCCCAGCAGGCAGCGGUCAGGUCUGGGUGGGUUACAGUCUCAUAUACUUAGCAGGAAAUGAAAAGACUCAUACUCAAGACCUAGGCCAGCCUGGCUCUUGCCUCCCUGUUUUCUCUACCAUGCCUUUCUCAUACUGUAACAAAGGUUCCUGCCAUUACUCCAGUCGUAAUGACAAAUCCUACUGGCUCUCCACCACUGCUCCAAUACCCAUGAUGCUGCUCUUUGGCUCAGAUAUUAGAGAGCACAUAAGCCGCUGUGUGGUAUGCGAAACGGCUUCACCUUCUGCGACUUUCCACAGUCAGGAUAACAUCCUGCCCCCAUGUCCACCUGGUUGGAGGAGUUUGUGGACAGGAUAUUCUUUUCUUCUGCACACAGGGACAGGUGAUGAUGGUGGUGGACAGUCUCUGACUUCUUCAGGGAGCUGCCUUAAGGAUUUCCGAACUCACCCCUUCAUUGAAUGCCAAGGCGCGCGGGGCUCCUGUCACUACUUUGCCAACAUCUACAGUUUUUGGCUGACAACUGUGAAUCCGACGGAGCAGUUCAUCACUCCAAAGCCUAGUACCCUCAAAACAGAUGAGAAACAGCGACACAAGACCAGCCAGUGUAAUGUCUGUCUGCGACAA
Messenger RNA from Menidia menidia (Atlantic silverside), 4785 nucleotides. The record is from the annotation of a GenBank genome assembly. Lineage: Eukaryota; Metazoa; Chordata; Actinopteri; Atheriniformes; Atherinopsidae.